This is a messenger RNA of Ophidiomyces ophidiicola, 678 nucleotides long. RefSeq lists its product as uncharacterized. Gene Ontology annotation, cellular component: ribosome; mitochondrial large ribosomal subunit. The transcript is spliced from 3 exons. The coding region runs from base 1 to 678 and encodes 225 amino acids. NCBI's taxonomy places the organism in Eukaryota, Fungi, Ascomycota, Eurotiomycetes, Onygenales, Onygenaceae. Gene Ontology annotation, molecular function: structural constituent of ribosome. Gene Ontology annotation, biological process: translation. The record is from RefSeq and is a predicted model, not a curated record.
AUGGCUUCUGCACGAUCUGCAAUGCGGCCGUUUAACUGCUGGAAUUCAAUAUGCAGAGAAUUAGAUGUAUUCAAAUCCCAUCGGAGAUUCCUUACCACUGCCUACUCGGCGCCAAAACAGCGACUUCCCUUUCCCAAAGGACUCCCCGAACAAUUCCACGCGCAGAUUCCGAAAGCCUUCAGACCAGGAAAACCUACAAAAACAUUGAAAGUUUUCCAACCUCCGCCCUCUGCUUGCUCUACCUAUAAGACUCCAAUUGCCUCCUUCACUGCCGACCAACUCGCAAUUCUAGAUCCAACGGGCCAGCGGAAAUCUCUGUUCAAUAAAAAUAACCGGCAAGGUGCGAAAGUCGGUGACAUCCUUCGUGUGACUUUCAAGUCCGGCGACCCCUUUGCUGGCGUGUGUUUAAAUAUUCGGCGGCGAGGAAUAGACACGGCGUUUCUAUUAAGAAAUAGAUUAACUACUGUUGGAUGCGAAAUGUGGGUUAAACUAUAUAGCCCACAGGUAAAUAGUGUUGAAAUAGUUCAGCGCACUGAAAAGAGAAAGAAACGUGCUCGAUUAACAUAUAUGAGGAAACCUAAGCAUGAUUUUGGAACUGUCGAGCAUAUUGUUCAGAAAUAUCUACGUGAGAAAGCGAUUCUCAGUGGUGAAGCAGGCCAGAAAAGAGGUAAAAGAUAG